CAUUAUAAACUGAAAUGCUUUCUUUCUCAAGUAGUUUGUUUCUAUAUUAGCAGUCUGAUUUAUUGGUAGGAAAAUCACUUUCAGCUCGACUGCUUGAUAGACAUAUCUCAAACAUAAAAAUAAUGCAAAUAUCAUUAAAUUCUUCUCCAACCAGAGUAAGUUACAUCUUCAAGUUUUGCAGAAGAGGGGAUGUACCAGAAAGGCAGCAGCGGCUCCAGCUGGAUGUCGCUCAAAGAAGGUCAAACUUCAAUCGCUAGUGUUGCUGAAUCCUUGCUGGCAUCAAUUUCAGAGAUAAUAGAAUCUCUAGCAGGGAUAGUAGUAGAGCAGGAAACUUUUGCUGAGAUUGGAUGCUACUUUUACCGAGCUUCUUCUUCCAUAAUGGAGUUGCAUACGACUGAGAAUACCCCAGAAAAUGCAAUGGACAUCUUACACUCCCUAUCCAGUGCCAUUAAUGUGGCCAAGGAUAUAAUAAACAAAUGCCAAAGAAGCAACAGCUCAAAGUCUGAUUCUGAACUAAAAAGCACAGUACAACAACUGGAGGAGUUGAUAAAACACAUGGGGGAAUGCUUGACCUUGAUACCUUCAUCAACAUUUCAGAACCACAAAUAUGCAGAAGUUUCACUCCGUUCUCUUUCAAAGGAAAUGCAGCAUGCACACUUUGAAGUCAGCCAAAAUCAAGAGUUGCAGACCAAAGAGCUGGAACCUCAGAAGUCUUUCUCUGAAGAGGAACAUGAUGAUCAUGAAGAACCAGUACAAACAGAAUCAGAUGUGUACUCCAUCAAUGUUGAAGUUUCCAUAGAUAAUUCUCAGGUCUUGAAUAUGCCACACUUGAUUGAAUUUCUGAAGAACAAAACCCUUAGCAGCCAAAGUAAACUUAAUAACAGAAGCUGGUCCUCAUCAACAUUGCCACAAACAGUUGAGUACAUAGAACCUCUGUACAAGACUUUCUACUGUCCAUUAACAAAGCAGAUCAUGGAUGAUCCAGUGACCAUAGAAAGUGGAGUGACCUAUGAAAGAAAUGCGAUUGUAGAGUGGUUUGAAGAGUUUGAAAACUCAGAGGAAAUUUUCUGUCCAACCACAGGGCAGAAGCUGUUGAGUAUAUUUUUAAGACCCAAUAUAGCUCUUAAGACCACGAUAGAGGAGUGGAAAGCAAGAAAUGAGGAAGCAAAGAUCAAGGUUGCCUGUGCGGCUUUGUCUCUAGGUAGUUCAGCAAGUAUGGUAUUUGAAGCAAUAAGAGAUUUGCAAGGCAUCUGUGCAAGGAAGCAGUACAAUAAGGUUCAAGUCCGUAAUGCAGGAAUACUGCCAUUGCUCGUUAAGUUUCUGGAGUACAAAGACAGAGAUGUUAGAUGUGCAGUGCUGGAAUUAUUACGAGAAUUGGCAGAAGAUGAUGAUGAUGAUUAUGGAAAGGAAAUGAUUGCUCAAAUGGCUGAUAUUUCAACAGUAAUCAAGAUGUUGUCAAGUGGCCACCAGCCCAUUAGGCAUGCAGCAUUGAUGUUAUUACUUGAGUUCUCAAGGUCCCAAUUGUUGUGUCAAAAAAUUGGGUCAGUUCCUGGGGGGAUUCUGAUGCUGAUUAGGAGUAAAUACAAUCAGUCUGUUGAUGCCUUCUCUUCAGAAAAGGCAGAUGAAAUCUUAAGGAAACUAGAGAGAUCACCAGAAAAUAUCAAGCACAUGGCAGAAAAUGGACUCUUGGAACCCCUUCUCAAUCAUCUUACUGAAGGUUCUGAGGAGAUACAGAUGGAAAUGGCAAGCUACCUUGGGGAAAUUGCCCUCGGAAAUGACAGUAAGACCUAUGUUGCUGAGAGGGCUUCUCCAACUCUCAUUCAAAUGGUGCAUAGGGGGAACACUUUGAGCAGAAGUGCAGCAUUUAAAGCUCUAGCGCAAAUUUCAUCUUAUUCUCCAGGUGCCAAAAUAUUGACCAAAGCAGGAAUCAUACAGGUCAUGGCUGAAGAGAUGUUCACUCGGAGAAUUUACAAUGAACCCAUGAACUCAAAAAAUGAGGCUGCUGCAAUUCUUGCAAAUAUCUUUGAGAGUGGGAUUGAGUUUCAAAAUCUCCAAGUAAACACUCACGGACACAAACUAACUUCAGACUAUGUUUUGUACAAUAUCAUCCACAUGGUCAAGAACUCAACUCCCGAGGAACUCAAUAUCAACCUCCUGAGGAUUCUUUUAUCCCUGGUUAAGGAUCCCAAUUCUAUCAACAAUAUUGUCUCUGUGGUAAAAGAGAGUGAAGCUAGCUACACCUUGAUUGAGCUAAUCAAUAACCCUCAUGAAGAGCUUGGAGUUGCAGCAAUCAAGCUACUCAUUGAACUCUCACCUCACAUGGGGCACACUUUUGUUGAAAGGCUAUGCAAGACAAGGGGUCAGCCUGAGAGCUUAAUCCUAGGCCAUAAAACAACCCAAAUUUCAGAAAGGCAGGCAGUUUCAGCAAAGUUUCUAGCUAAACUGCCCCACCAGAACCUAACACUCAAUCUGGCUCUUCUCAGAAACAAUACAGUCCCCACAGUCGUACAGACAAUCAAUCAAAUCCAGAUGACUGGAACAAGAAAAAGCAGGUAUGCAAGUGCUUACUUAGAAGGUCUAGUGGCCAUUCUAGUCAGAUUCACAACAACACUGUAUGAGCCCGAAAUCCUAUCUCUAGCAAGAAACUACAACUUCACAUUGUUAUUUACAGAACUGCUAAUGAAAACAUCAAGUGAUGAAAUUCAGAGAUUAUCAGCAAUUGGCUUGGAAAAUCUCUCAGAAGAAUCAAUUAGUUUAUCAAAACCACCACAAAUAAAGAAAAGCAAGUCCUUGAAGAAAGCCUUACGCAAGUUCCUAUACCUUGGUUCUUCAAAGAAGAGGAAAGAACCUGUCUGUCCAGUCCACAGAGGAGCUUGUUCCUCCCAAAACACAUUCUGUUUGGUUGAUGCAAAGGCAGUGGAAAGGUUAUUGGCGUGUUUGGACAGUGAGAAUGUUGUGGUUGUUGAGGCUGCAUUGUCAGCUAUAUGCACUUUGUUAGAUGACAAAGUUGAUGUGGAAAUGAGUGUUAGCAUUUUGAGUGAAUUGAAUGCUAUAAGGCAUGUUCUGAAUGUUGUGAAAGAACACCGAGAAGAAGGUUUGUGGCAAAAAUCCUUUUGGGUUAUUGAAAGAUUCUUGAUGAAAGGUGGGGAUAAGUCUGCUUCGGACAUAUCACAGGAUAGGUUGUUGCCUGCCACUUUAAUUAGUGCUUUUCAUCACGGGAAUGGUAAUACCAGGCAGAUGGCUGAGAAGAUCUUGAGUCUUUUAAACAAGGGGCCCAGUAUUUCUACUUCCAGCUAUACAUUGUAGAAUAUAGUUAUAAUGUAUUGCUGCUGUUUUUUGAUUCUAAUCUCACUACAAUAAACAUGUUUAAACUGUAGACCAAUAUUGGUAAGUGUUAAUUAGUGAUUUCUAGAAUCAAUUUUGGGUAGCCAAAUUCUUUUCAUUUAAGAAAA
This is a messenger RNA of Hevea brasiliensis (rubber tree), 3452 nucleotides long. RefSeq names its product putative U-box domain-containing protein 42. The transcript is spliced from 4 exons. Gene Ontology annotation, biological process: protein ubiquitination. NCBI's taxonomy places the organism in Eukaryota, Viridiplantae, Streptophyta, Magnoliopsida, Malpighiales, Euphorbiaceae. Gene Ontology annotation, molecular function: protein binding; ubiquitin-protein transferase activity. The record is from RefSeq and is a predicted model, not a curated record. The coding region runs from base 190 to 3306 and encodes 1038 amino acids.